AGUUAAAAUUGAACCAGGAAUGAAGAUAUGGUGUGCUUCAGGUGUUAACCUGACAGGAGGAAGAACAGCAGAUGGAGGUUCAGUUGUUGGUGCCAGCAUCUUUUACUCUUCUCCAUCUGAAAAGGUGGACCUACCAAAAGCAGAUACCACUCUCACAGAAGUGGACAAACUGGAUAAGGAGCUAAAGGAAUGUGAGAAAGACCGUCGUGAAAGUGAAGAAUUGGAACAGAACCUCACGUCGCUAGUUUGGAUAUGUACUUCUACACACUCGAGUAGUAAGGUGACUGUGAUUGAUGCAAACAAUCCAGCUGAUAUCCUGGAUUCUUUCCACGUUUGUUCUUCUCAUCUUCUGUGUAUAGCAAGUGUUCCUGGGGCCAAAGAAACUGAUUAUCCUGUAGAUGACGAGUUUAAUAAACUAGGACAAGAAAAAAAUGAUGCGGAAGAUAUAAAAGGAGAGGAUUCUCCUGAAAUUCUGAAUGACAAAGGAGAUGAAGUAAUGAAUAAUGGAACUGGUAAAAUUGGCAACAUUACAUUUAUCAGCUGUGCCACAGGAACAGCUGUCAAUAACAACAACGACAAUUCACAGUUUUCUCCUAAAGGUGUGUCUAAAUUUUCAUGUUUUGAAGUCUGUCAACAUGCUCUUUUAGUGAAGGGAUAA
Molecule: messenger RNA, 658 nt
Organism: Limulus polyphemus (Atlantic horseshoe crab)
Lineage: Eukaryota; Metazoa; Arthropoda; Merostomata; Xiphosura; Limulidae
Product: C-Jun-amino-terminal kinase-interacting protein 4-like
Exons: 4
Coding region: 20-658 (212 amino acids)
Biological process (GO): vesicle-mediated transport
Cellular component (GO): cytoplasm
Molecular function (GO): JUN kinase binding; MAP kinase scaffold activity; signaling receptor complex adaptor activity
Source: RefSeq, a predicted model, not a curated record